AUCUCACAGUCCAGUGGGGAAGACAGCCCUGCCCCGUCGGUGACAACACAGAGUGGUCAGGACUCUGAUGGAGGAAGCACAGAGGGCUGAGGGACCCAGCUUGAGGAGCAAACAGGGUUCUGUGGAAUAGGGGAUGUCCCACCUGGUUUAGUGAGAAUGAACCAGGAGAAGGUUCUGGGCAGAAGAUACCGCAUGAGCAAAGGCCAGGAGGCUGGAGAGCACAUGGCUCCUUUGAAGAACUAAAAUCUGUCCCCUACAGUUAAUAACACUUUGUUCAGAGGAGAGGAGCAAUCGGCCCCAAAAGGCUGUUUGAAGGCCACUCAACUGUCCAGGGUUGUAAAAAGUUGAAGGUUUAGUUGAAGGUGUUAUGCAAGGAGUGGAGCUGGGGAGGGAACCCCGUCAGGUUGUGUUUUAUAAAGCUCCCCUUGGCUACUGUGUGUAGGUGGAUCAGAGGAUAAAAGAGUGGAGGCUGGGAACCCAAGGGGCGCCCAGAAGCGGAGAAGGGAGAGUGGGCAGGAGGGAGCCUGAGUGGACAGUUCGUGGAGAGGGCAGGGAGGUAUCCAGAAAGGAGCCUAAAGCUAUAUCCUGGAGAUGGGGUUUUAGCGGGGCCACCCUGAGAAGAAAACCCUGGAGGGGCAAGUUUGCGAGGGGGAAGGGGGUGAAUUGCCCCUUCCUAAUCAUGUCCCUCCUUGGAGUCUACCUUUGUUCCCCAGAGACACAUUUCCCAGGCCUGAGCAAGCCCACGCAGUCUCCCCUCUGUACCUACCCACUCCCACCCCUGCCCCCAAAAUCCAUUCCAAUCCUGUACUGCUUCUGAAAACAGCUGGACGACUUGGUUAACAAAUUCCAACCGGUGAGAACUGGUCUGAGGAGUCUUAAACCUACCUUCCUGGGGGGUGGCCUGGAGAAAACUGCCUCCUUGUCCCCUUGGUGAGAACAUUGAGGGGUGGGGCAAUGCUGUUCAGGCUUUCAGGGCACUAGCACUGUUUUAUUUCUGCCUUCUUUAUUUCUUUCUGUCACACAGUCUGGGCAUUUAACAAACUUUCACUGGGUGCCUGCUUUGUGUCCAGCCCUGUGCUAGGCGAUGCUGUGGACCAAGCAGUGGGUGACUGAGAUAACCUUGGUACAUGUCCUCAGGGCCCCACAGUACAGACAGUGACAGCCCAGGGCAAGGAUGGGGGAGGCAGGGGCAGAGGAGUCAAGGCCUAGAAAGGGGAAGCACAGGACACCAUGGGAGCCCCAGAAUGGGUCCUAACCCAUCCUAGAGCCUCAGAGAGGGCUUCAUCCUUUGAGACGAGUUCUGAUGAGAAUUCCGGGUUCUGGGAAUUGAGGAUACAUUUUCAGGAUGGGAAAGCAAAUUGAAAGAUCCAGAGGCCUUUUAUUUUUCUCAUUUUUGAGCACUUGCUAUGUACCUGGGAUUGUUGUAGGCACUGGGGAUAAGGCAGGGAAGAAAACAGAAUCUCUGUUCAUGGUGGUGGAGAGCACUUGAAGCCAUUUUAGAAAAACUUAAAGUCAAUGGUGUCACAGGUUUGUAGGGAGCAAGAAGGGGUGUGCAUCAGGCCAGACCUGAAGGGCACUGAAGCAAAAAUAUGAGUUUGAACUUUGUCCCUGGGAUAGUGGGGAGCCAUGAACCAGUUUCCAGCAGCAGGGGUGCCACCCUGAGAGAGGAAGGAUGGGGCGUCAGGAGGAUGUAUGAGGCACCACCAGAGGACAUGCUGAGAAGUCCUUAUAAGAAGAAGGCCGCGGGGUAAAGUGUGGUGGGCAGGACAGGGGCGGUGAAGGGGCGGGGCUGCGAUCGCCCAGGCAACACAGGCCGCGCCAAGCUAUUGGCUGGUCUUCAAAGCGUCAUCCUCCCCCGCCCCGCAGCGUCCGGCCUCUGAGCCCAGGGGGCGCGGCCUCAGCUAGAGGCUCAGCCCCUCCCGUCUGGAAAGCCGGGUGGAAUGGGGCAGUGCCAGCCAGUCUUGCUCCGAGAUGCGGUCCAGGCCGGUGUAAAGGGAUCGCAGAGAGCAAUAAUGACGAUCUUGGAGCGAGGACAGUAACUGAGUUGAAAGAAACCGCGUGGAUAUCCCCGCCACUCUAGCGACGCGGCCCCGCCUCCCAGCGAGUCGGAAUCCUUUAAAUGGUCCGCGGAGCAAGGGAGGGGAGGGCAGGCAGGGCGUCUCCUCGGGGGGGACGUAAGGUGGCCCCGCCCAGCCAAUCCUCGCCCCGGGGCGGGCAGGACUCCAGCAAAUCGUGGCUCGCGGCUCGGCUCGCAGGCGGAGCUGGGUGGGCCAGAGGCCAGACCGAGAGGCCCCGGGGAGGUGAUCGAGGCCCCUACCCAGCAUUGGAGGGUCCGCAAAGCCGCGGGCGUUCCCGGAGGUGGUCAUUGCGAACCUGGCAGCUGAGGUGAGGUGUGGCUGCCUGGCUUGGGAUCUGCCUUGGGUUGAGGGAGGCGGAGGCGCGUCCCCCAGGGCUGUGGAGGCGGAGUACGGGCGGGAGUAGGGGGCGCAGAUUAAGGGUGAUGAUAGGGUUUUAGGGGAGGGUUGGGGACCGGAGUUUCGAGAUCCUGGACGGAAGGCGAAGUUUUGGGGGCAGGAUCUUCGAGUGGAGGGAGUUUGACGCUGGGACAUGGGGUGUUCGGAGAAGGGAGAAAACUAGAAAGGAACUUUUGGGGGCAUCAUGGUAGGAGGCUUGAAAAGGAAACACUCAGAUUUGGAGGAGGAAGAGGAGGAUGAGAAGUGGGACUGGGGUCCAGCAGGCCUGCGGAGCUACCAGCAAGCCCUGCUCCGCAUCUCCCUAGACAAAGUCCAGCGAAGUCUGGGCCCCCGAGCACCCAGCCUUCGCAGGCAUGUCCUCAUCCACAACACCCUCCAGCAGCUCCAAGCUGCACUUUGCCUGACUCCUGCACCUGCCCUGCCCCCGGAGCCCCUCUUCCUGGGUGAGGAGGACUUCUCCCUGUCGGCCACCAUCGGCUCUAUUCUCAGGGAGCUGGACACCUCCAUGGAUGAGACUGAGCCCCCUCAGAAUCCAGUGGCUCCCCCGGGCCCCCAGAAUGAAGUGCUGCCCCAGCCUGAUCCAGUCUUCUUAGAAGCUCUGAGCUCCCGGUACCUGGGGGACUCCAGCCUGGAUGACUUCUUUCUGGACAUUGACACAUCUGCAGUGGAGAAGGAGCCUACACUAGCCCCACCAGAGCCUCCUCACAACCUUUUCUGUGCCCCAGGGUCCUGGGAGUGGAAUGAACUAGAUCACAUCAUGGAAAUCAUUCUGGGAUCCUAAGACUUUGACUGAGGGGGGCUUCUUCCACAUCUCAGUCUUGGUGGGCUGAAUCCUUGGAUGCAACUCUGUGUGUGUGUGUGCGCGUGCGUGUGUGUGUGAGUUUGUGUGUGUUGAUGGGGCCUUGAAGCAGUGGCUGUGGCCUCCUUUCCUCCCAUUUCAGGGUUCCACAAAUUGUCUUGCAUGUGUGUGUGUGUGUGUGUCUGGUUAUCACAGCCUUCUGUGAAGGUGGGUCUUCCUGAAUUAAUUUAUCUGUUCCAAAUGCCUUAAUGAGACUCUGUUUCUGGGAGUCUGAUUUCCCACUUCCACAUUUCUUCUGCCUUUCCCUCCAGUUCCUACUCCCCUUGUGUCCACUGGGGCCUCAGGGAAGAUAAGCUGGGCCUGUCAAAGGAUGACAGGGAUGUGCUGCCUGGUUGCUAUGGAAACCCAGCCUCUGCCUCUUGCACCUUCAGGUAAUGGGAGGGGCUGGCCUCCUCCCCGCCAGGCUGAACCCCACCUCCUUCACAGCACCCCAGUCCCAGCAGCCUCCUGAUUCAUGACCAGGCCGGACCACGUGCAAUAGGGUGGAAACCAAACUGCUCCGUGCCGCAUUAUUUAAAAGAAAGGCGGGUUUUGUGGGGGGUUUUUUUUCGGGUUUUUUUUUUCCUUUUUUGAUUGUUUGUAAUGGUUUUUUUUUAA
Molecule: messenger RNA, 3930 nt
Organism: Hippopotamus amphibius kiboko
Lineage: Eukaryota; Metazoa; Chordata; Mammalia; Artiodactyla; Hippopotamidae
Gene: SERTAD3
Product: SERTA domain containing 3
Exons: 2
Coding region: 2659-3255 (198 amino acids)
Biological process (GO): positive regulation of DNA-templated transcription
Cellular component (GO): nucleus
Source: RefSeq, a predicted model, not a curated record